UCUCUUGCCUCUCUCCUGCUUCUUCUGCUUCUGUUUCUCUUGGUGACUAUCCCAGUACUCCUCCCAUGGCCCACAGAAGUAAACAAGACAGCUUACAAUAAUGUAACAACUGCAGGUGCCCCAUGAGGCAGGACAAUCCUAAUGGUGGGAGGGCAGAAAAGCCUGAAAACCAUUUACCCUACACAUACCCUCUUUCAGAGUCCUCCACCCUGUAAGCCUCUGGACCAUUUUCAAUACUAAGUAUCUAAUUGGUAAUGGCUAGCACCAAUUGGCUUACUUCCAUUUUCAAUAUGAGUAAUUAACUCACUGCCAUAAAUAAAACUGAGCUCAAACCUGAUUGGUCCACUUAUGAUCCAGGUGUCAAAUAUAAAAGUGAAAAAGCCCAGUGCCUGCACAGACUUGACCUGCCCUGAGGUCAGGGCAGGUUCAUGCUGGUGGGCUCAGAGCAGCUGCCAGAUGCUGGUCUCAGUGGGGCCAGAGCACAGUGCACCCCGUGCCCCUUCAAUGGAUGUGGUCUAACAAUGCUAAGGUGUGGGUGGAGGAGGAGGGGAGUCUGCAAUAGCACUGGGACAUGCAACUCAGCCACAGCAGGGCAGGUUCUGCUGGAGCCCACCAUGUUGGCCCAGUGCUGCCUCAGUAGGGGCCUAACACUCCUCCCAGUGGCCCCAGCCAGGAGCCACAGGGCUUGGGGAUUUGCCUCAGCUGCCGUGGUUUGCUCUGUAGAAGGGGGGAAUGUGCACUGCAGCCCCAAUGGGGCUACAUACCCUGGGGCAGUGUGGCAGGGAAACCACUGCCACCACGCUCUGCUGCCAUCUGCCUGAUCCCCAGUUGGGCCACUUAAACUGAGUGCAGCUGCCUCAGCACACCUACCUGCUGCUUUCAAAGCUGCCUGAGCCUGUCCACUCCACAUGCACUGGGGUGGUGGGGAGGUGCUCCUAGGCAGAGGUCUGAGGCAGCUUGCCUGCCCCUAGCUGGCCAGGGAAAAGCCAGCCAUGCCCUGGGGCUUCGCACUCUGGGGAUCUGAUUUUAUAACUACACAUAAGAAGAAAUUUCCCCCAUAAAGGACGCAAAACACCAUGACCAGUUACAGUUAGGUAUCAUUACUUAACUGUAAAAGACUGAAUACUUUCUCCUUGAGAUCUUGAAUAAGUCUGGGACAUCACCUGCUGUCACCACUCACUCAACAUGGCAAUAGAAGUCCACUACAAUAGGCAAAAAAGGAAAUAAAUGGCAUCCAGAUUGGAAAGGAAGAAACACAGCAGUUGCUAUUUAUAGAAACAUGAUUUUCUAAAUAGAAAAUUGCAUGGAAUCCUUAAACUCUUGAACAAGUGAAUUCCUCAUAGAUACAGGAUAAAGCAAAAUCUCAAUCAGUGUUAUUUCUAUAUAACAACACUUAACACGCUGAAACUGAAAUAAUGAAAUACUUAAGCAUAAAUUUAACAAAAAAUAUGUAUACGGGACCUUUAUACUGAAUAACUUAGAGGAUUUACCAAAUAAAGAAAAACUAAAUAAGAGAAAUUUUGUGUUUCAUUAGUUGGAAGACUUAUUAACACAGUAAACCUGUCAAUUUUCCUUAAUUUGAUAUAUCAGUUUAACACAACUUGUAUCAAAUUUCUAGCAGAUUUUUUGUACCUACUGGCAAACCUUCUAUAAAAUUUAUGUGGAAAGGCAAAGGAAAUAGACUAUCAAGUAAUUUUGAGUAAGAAGAGCAACAUAGGAAUAAUCGUGCUACUUGAAUUUUAGAACAUAUAAAUCAAGGUCAGAGACCAUUUAUAAAAUGAGUGACUUUGAAGAUGAUGAUAUGCCCCAGCUUUCUGCCCAUACCCUCGCAGCUCUCCAGGAAUUUUAUGCUGAGCAGAAGCAACACACGGACACAGGUGGGGAUGAGAAAUAUAACAUUGGAGUCAUAGAAGAGAAUUGGCAGCUGAGCCAGUUCUGGUACAGUCAGGAAACUGCUCUUCGACUCGCAAAGGAAGCUGUCACAGCUGCUGGAGAAGGUGGCAGAAUUGCAUGCGUGAGCGCCCCCAGUGUUUACCAGAAACUGAGAGAGCUGCAUAGAGAUGACUUUUCUAUAUACAUCUUUGAAUAUGACAGAAGAUUUGCCAUAUAUGAAGAGGAGUUUAUCUUCUAUGAUUAUAAUAAUCCAUUGGAUUUACCUGAAAAAAUUGCCUCACAUAGUUUUGACAUCGUCAUAGCAGAUCCCCCCUAUCUUUCUGAGGAAUGCCUCAGAAAAACAUCAGAAACCAUUAAGUAUCUGACACGGGGCAAGAUUCUGCUGUGUACAGGUGCAGUCAUGGGAGAAGAGGCCGCAAAGCUCCUUGGCGUGAAGAUGUGCAAGUUUAUUCCAAAACAUGCACGAACCUUGGCAAAUGAGUUUCGCUGCUAUGUGAAUUAUGAAUCCGGGCUAGAUCAUGAUGUUUAGGUGCAGACAGGAAUGUAAGACAGUAGAAGGCCCUUUGUGAUGUUCCCCUCUGGUUAUUUUCUUGGUAGAAUCACACGUUAUACUCUCCCCUACCCCAGGACUGGGGCUCUCCUUGGUCCAAUUUCCAAAAUAAAGAAUAUCGUUUCUCCUGAUGAUUUCCGUAUUGACAGCUUCUCUAGAGCAUCUGCUAACUUGAGUCCAUGGAAUUAUAGGUGGUCGACAUCUUAGAACCCCCCCCCCAGCUCUUCUCCUCACAGGCCAUGGGUAAGAAGCAGAAAUAUAAACAUGUCAGUGACUUGGCCAAGACUGAACUAGACAAACCUUGAGCUCUCCAUCAGGCUGCACGCCCCUUAAAAGGGGCUGCCUCUGAUGCAGCCCAGCAGUUGUAGGUCUUGUGAUGGGGCUCCUCCUCUGCCCCGGGCCCCUCAAGGAGACACAACUUGCCUUCAUGAAGUAAGUUGAUAACCCCACGAAGUGCAGUCUGGGGGCCUCCCGGACCUCUUUCAACUCCCCAGUGCUGGAGGCCCCGCAGGAGCAUGGCCUAGGUCUGCUGUGCCUACCUCAGCCACAACUCCUCUGCUGAGGGAUAUGCCAUGCUCCCAGCACCCGAGAAAAUAAAAGUGCUUUCUGCAAGCCAGAUAUCACGGCAAAAAAUCAUGCUAGACUUUAUUUUUGUUCAAAAAAUACUCUCAGGCUUCCACACCACAGAACACUGCUCAGUAGCUAAAUCAUUGAUCCUGGCAACUUGAAUAAGUUUUCAGGGUAUCUGCUGAGUAGUCAGUUCCCCAAGGUCACCUGCUGUGCCAUUCCCUAUCUGUGACGACACCCUGGGAUGGAGAACAGAUGAGGGGCGGCGAAGUUAGCAUGGGGUGGGGUGGGUUUGGCCAUAAAAGGGAGAGCUCUGUGCUGCUAGGACGAUUGUGUCGUCACCGGCAGGCCGGCAAGCGCAGGGUUGUCCGCAUUCCAGGGUGAGACAGACAGGCUGCACCGGCGCCCUGCGUGAGGUCGGCGUGGUGACAUCGUGUCAUCCUUAUUAAGUGAGAUGUCACCGCUUGGGGAACAGGGUGAAGGAUACAGAAGACUUCGGUAGUGUUUUUGUGAUUUCCUGUUUAUCUGCAAUCACUUCAAAAUAAAUACUUUAACUCCUUUCUCUGGGAAACCAUGUUGCUUCCUACCUCAUGGGACUUGCUUGAGCUGACAAGACAUGAAAGAUCUUUAUUCUUGCUCAGACACAGUGACCAGCACUAUUCCAGAUGGAAGCUGCACUGGCUGCGGGGUCCAAGCAGAGCAGGGCCACAGGGACCCCAGUGGCCAGAGGGCUAGUGGCCCAUGGGCCUUUGAGGGGAAGUGAGAGACCCUAGGUUGUCACCACAGCAAACCCCGUCUGUCCUGAGGUCCCCCCAACUGGACAGUGCUCAGGGGUUGUGGGGAAUUGCUCAUGUCUGUUAUUUCAUGACCUCGGUUGUCAUAUUUUAGGAA
Molecule: messenger RNA, 3901 nt
Organism: Talpa occidentalis (Iberian mole)
Lineage: Eukaryota; Metazoa; Chordata; Mammalia; Eulipotyphla; Talpidae
Gene: EEF1AKMT1
Product: EEF1A lysine methyltransferase 1
Exons: 5
Coding region: 1778-2422 (214 amino acids)
Biological process (GO): methylation
Molecular function (GO): protein-lysine N-methyltransferase activity; nucleic acid binding
Source: RefSeq, a predicted model, not a curated record